Mobula hypostoma (lesser devil ray) is the source of this 4869-nucleotide messenger RNA. It is a transcript of the gene nol6, whose product is annotated as nucleolar protein 6 (RNA-associated). Bases 14 to 3556 code for a protein of 1180 amino acids. The record is from RefSeq and is a predicted model, not a curated record. Lineage: Eukaryota; Metazoa; Chordata; Chondrichthyes; Myliobatiformes; Myliobatidae. Gene Ontology annotation, biological process: rRNA processing; tRNA export from nucleus. The transcript is spliced from 26 exons. Gene Ontology annotation, cellular component: small-subunit processome; UTP-C complex; CURI complex.
CUCCCAACAAAGCAUGGGGUCGGACGGAGCGGAGCUGGGGCGCACAUGUGGAGGGGAUACUGAUCCUCCGAAGCACACGGGGAAGAUGAAGAGAAAGAGGCGUGAAUCCGAUCUGCGAGCUGCCGAGCAACAGGAUCUAGAAUCAUUCCAAGAUGAUGAAAGCAGUGGUGUUGAUGAAGAGGAAGAAGAUGAUGGGAGUAAAAGAUCUAGAAAGAGGAGCAGUGACAUGAAGAAAAAACAAAAAACAGAUGUUGGAUUAAUAGGGGCUCUGAAGUUAAGUAAAAGAGAACUAUACAAACCACCAACGAGUGAAGAACUCAAUCAGCUGAAAGAAACAGAGAAUCUCUUUCACUCCACUCUACUAAGAAUGCAGGUUGAAGAACUUCUAAAAGAAGUGAAAUUGAAGGAGAAGAAACGCAAGACUAUUGAUGCUUUCCUCCACGAAGUGAAUGAUCUUCUCAAAAAAAUACCAAAAACUGAGCAAGUUAAUAUUACGGACCAGUCCUGGCUUCCAAAGAAUGUUAAAGUUCCUUUCCUUCAAGUACCAUACAAUGUCAAAGGGAAGUUUCACUUCCUACCCCCAACUUCUGUAAAAGUUAUUGGAAGCUAUUUACUUGGUACCUGCAUCAAGCCACAUAUCAAUGUAGAUGUUGCCGUUACAAUGCCAGAGGAAAUCCUGCAAGCAAAGGACAACUUUAACCAGCGUUACCUCAGAAAACGAGCUCUCUACCUGGCUCACAUUGCCCAUCACUUAUCGAAGAACAAGCUCUUUGGAUCUGUGAAGUUUGGCUACUUCAAUAGCAACCACUUGAAGCCAAUCCUGUAUCUAUCUCCACAAGGUAAAGAUGAGAAGCUGGUCACCGUGAGGAUCCAUCCAUGUGCACCUGCUUCUUUCUUCAAGCUGUCGCGGUUUCAUCCCAGCAGAAACAACAUUCGUGCGUCCUGGUUUCUAGAACAAAAAUCUGCUCAAGGAGGAAAUGAUGAACCUCCUACACCACAUUAUAAUAACAGCAUCCUCCUUGACUUGGUGAUGGAACAGCAUCUUAAUUUCCUCUUCAGUAGUGCCACUGAUUUCCCCGGAAUGAAGGAUGGAAUUGGGCUUCUUAAAGUAUGGCUUCUUCAGAGGGAAUUUAACAAGGGCUAUGGCUGUUUUAAUGGAUUUCUAGCUUCAAUGCUGGUGGCGUAUUUGCUUUCGAAACGUAAACUAAACAAAAUGAUGAGUGGGUACCAGGUACUGCGGAAUGUCCUUCAGUUUUUAGCCGUCACGGACCUCGCUCAAAAUGGCAUCAGCCUUUUCCAGGGCACCGAUGACUCAGCGCCAUCACUUGCAGACUUUCAUCAGGCUUUUGAAGUUGUAUUUGUGGAUCCCUCAGGAUUUGUAAACCUCUGUGCUGAGAUGACAGCAAACAAAUACAAGCAGAUUCAGCAUGAAGCAGAGAAAUCAAUGGAAAUCCUUGACAAUAAGACUGUGGAUGGCUUUGAAAUGCUCUUGAUGACUCGGAAACAUUUCAUUCAAACAUUUGACCAUGUCUUUUUCCUGAAGAAUCUGGUCAAGCUGCAGGAAGGCUGUAAAAAGAUGAAACUGCUCAAUGAAUUGAUUGAUCACGGAGGCAACUACAUUGCUACGAUCCUGCCUCGCCUUCUGUCACUAUUAACCCAUGGACUCGGGCAGCGGAUUCACCUUCUCUCUCAUUCUCUUGUUCAGAUAUCUGAAUGGCCUAUAAAUGCGGAUCCUCCAAAACACAAGGAUGUCAAACAUUUAUCCUUUGGACUUUUACUGAAUCCUCAGUUUUCAAUGAAUGUUUUGGAAAAAGGGCCUCAGGCAAAUACUCUGGAGGCAGCAGAAUUUAGGGAAUUUUGGGGAGAGAGUUCUGAGCUGAGACGUUUCCAGGAUGGAUCCAUUUGCGAGGCUGUCCUGUGGAAGGGUGGCAACAUAUGUGACUGUCGGCAUAUUCCUGAGCAAAUUAUUAAAUACCUUCUUCAGCUACAUAUGGAUCUUCCAACGUCAAUGGUGUCUUAUGCUGGAGAUUUACUCGACUCUGUCAUGGAAGUUGAAAAGGGGUCUGCAGGGUUUGAGGAGAAGACCCUCAGUGUUGUGAAGUCGUAUGAUGAUUUGAGUCGAAAACUUUGGAAUCUCAAAGGACUUCCCUUGACUGUCACAUCCGUCCAAGGGACGCAUCCUGUGUUUCGAUACACAGAUGUUUUCCCACCAGAACCUGUGAAACCAGAUUACUCCUAUCAUAAGAAGAGUAAGGAUGGUAAAUGCUUGCUUCCUUUAGAAGAUAAGCCAUGCCCUGUAUAUGUCCCGGCAUUAAAAGUGAUCUGCCACAUGGAAGGAAGUGGGAAGUGGCCUCAAAACAAAGACGCUAUUCAACGCAUCAAAGCGGCAUUUCACAUCAGACUGGCUGAGCUCCUGGACCAGCAGCAUGGGUUGGCCUGCCAGCCCUCAGCUACCCACGUGGACGUGUACAAGGAGGGUUAUGUUUUCCGCGUCCAAGUUGCAUAUCACAGAGAACCUCUAAUUCUGAAAGAAAUCCAGACACCAGAUGGUAUGCUAAAAUAUCGGGAUACUGAAGAGACCUUCCAGCUAGAAUGGGAAACCCUUCAUCUGCCUUGUCUAACAAGCACAUUGCACGGGCUUCAACAGCAAUAUUCUGCGUACAGCGGAACAUGUCGAUUUGCAAAACGCUGGAUCAGUGCUCAGUUGCUCAGUGAUUACAUUGGCGAGGAGUGUAUUGACCUUCUAGCAGCCUACCUCUUCACCCAGCCUGCACCUUAUUCAUCGCCUGUCUCUCCACAAACUGGUUUCCUUCGCUUUCUGAAUUUGUUAUCAACGUUUGAUUGGAAGAAUAACCCACUGAUUGUGAAUCUGAAUGGUGAGAUAAAAGAUGCUGAAUAUGCUGAGAUUAAGAAUGACUUUACUGCAGCACGGAACCAGCUUCCUGUUAUGUUUAUCGCUACACCCAGUGACAGAAAAUCUUCAUUAUGGACCAAAAAACGUCCUUCAGCACCGAUUCUUCAACGAUUGAUCGAGCUAGCAAGUCAAUCAUUGGAAAUACUGCAAAGACAGCUGCUGGAUCCUUUUGAUAAACCUGAUCUUAAGAUGGUAUUCCGGCCACCUCUGGAUAUGUAUGAUGUCAUCAUUCACCUGAACCCCAAACAUAUACCAAGAUAUGUAGAAGCAGUUGAUAAGCCAAAAGUUACUUACUGCAGAGGGACAUUACAAAGUAAUGCAUCAGUAAAAUUCUUAAAGCUACCAGUGGUGGGUUAUGAUCCAGUUCAGUGUUACCUUCGUGAACUAAAGAGUGCUUUUGGGGAUUUUGCAUUAUUUUUCUAUGAUACAUAUGGAGGAAAUAUGAUUGCUGUACUUUGGAAUCCUCAGGCUUUUGUUCCUCAACCUUUUAAGACCUCCCAUGUUCAUGCUAGAAUGUUGGAAACAAAAGAAAAUGGACUUCAAAUGAUCCCCAAUGUGGAGGCUAUUUUGGAAGACUUUGAAAUACUUGGAGCUGGAUUGGUGAAGUCUAUCGAAGCACACACUGAGAAAUGGAAGAUCUAAGGACUUAAUUUUAUUAUCAAUAGAUACCUAUUCCCUCAUUUUGUAGGCACUCAGUUUGGAGAUUAUGAAAUGUAAAAUAUUAUAACUUGUACCAUUUGGAAAAAUAAAUGUUGUUUUAUAUAUAUACAUCUGGUGGCUCUACAGCAGAUCAUCUCAUGAUUUCUAGUUAUUUUACGGAAAGCAAUUUGUGUCAUUACACUUGUUGAUCGUGUUCAUGUGUCAGAGAUUUACUGUUAUUUCUUCCAUGUUAACUCUACAAAGUACUAAUUUUGAUUUCAGCUGUGAUCUGAAAUUGAACGUUACCUCUCUGGAUGCUUACUCUCUUUGCUUGAAAUAUCCAUAUGUGACAGUUUAACACUUGCUUUCCUGUGCGGCUUUUGCCCAUGUUGUUGGGUUUAAACAGACAGCAAAGCCAGUCAAUCAAUAACACUGACAUAGAAUGUAGAAAAACUUACAGCACAAUACAGGCCCUCUGACCUACAAUGCUGUGCCGAACAUGUACUUUAGAAAUUACCUCGGGUUACCCCUAGUCCUCUAUUUUCCUAAGCUGCAUGCACCUCUCCAGGAGUCUCUUAAAAGACAUUUAAGGUAAUUGGAGAUGACAUGUGUUUCUUGGAGAACUUUUCACAAAAUCUGAGAAUAAUUUAUCUUUAAUUUCUGUAAAUAGAUUUUUAAUUCGGCAUGGACUAGAAGAGCCGAGAUGGCCUGUUUCCGUGUUGUAAUUGUUAUAUGGUUAUAUAUUUGUUAUUGAAAAUUCUGGGGUAGGUGCUAUAAGAAACCCACCUAUUUAACACUAACCUAAUCACAGGACAAUUUGCAAUAACCUACUAACUGAUACGUCUUUGGAUUGUGAGAGGAAACCAAUGCAUUCACAGGAAGGAUGUCCAAACCUUUUAGAGACAACACUAUUGAACUCUGUACUCCAAUGUCUGGAGCUGUAAUCACUAUGCUAUCAUGGUGCCUCAUCUUUUAAACUUGAGACUGCUCUUUAAUGAUAAUAAACAAUAUAUAGGAAAUCCACCAAGUUACAUAAAUAGAUGGUAACAAAUAGAGAGCUACAGAAGAGUUUCAUUACUGAUUUGUGCUAGUUGGCUGUUGUGGUUCUUGGAGGAGCCGCUGCUCUCAGAGGGGCUGGUGGGUUCGAGUGGCUGCCCUGGGGCCGGUGGGUUCGAGUCACUGCCCUCAGAGAGGCUGAUGGGUUGGAGUCGCUGCUCUUGGAGGGGCCGAUGAGUUCCGAUCGCUGGUUUUCUGUAUUGCGAUCUGGAGAAGGCAAAUCUCAGAGUUGUAUUCUGAAUAUGUACUUUGAUAAUAAA